This is a messenger RNA of Sipha flava (yellow sugarcane aphid), 554 nucleotides long. RefSeq names its product partner of bursicon (gene Pburs). The record is from RefSeq and is a predicted model, not a curated record. The coding region runs from base 93 to 506 and encodes 137 amino acids. NCBI's taxonomy places the organism in Eukaryota, Metazoa, Arthropoda, Insecta, Hemiptera, Aphididae. Gene Ontology annotation, cellular component: extracellular region; bursicon neuropeptide hormone complex. Gene Ontology annotation, biological process: G protein-coupled receptor signaling pathway. Gene Ontology annotation, molecular function: G protein-coupled receptor binding; neuropeptide hormone activity. The transcript is spliced from 4 exons.
GUUUUGUUGUGAACGUUAGUAGUCACUAUUAACUGAUCAGUCACUGAUCUGAACUACUUCGAUAAACUAUACUGUCAGCUGUAUUAUCAAUUAUGAACACGACUCAAUUGUUUAUAAUUUCCAUUGCGGUUUUUCUCGUACAUAGCGUAUUCGCAGAAGAUCACCCAGAAGAAUGUGAGACUUUGCCUUCUGAAUUGCAUAUCAUAAAAGAGGAGUUUGAUGAACUUGGACGACUUCAAAGAACAUGCAAUGGAGAUAUAGCAGUAAACAAGUGCGAAGGAGCGUGUAAUUCACAAGUACAACCCAGUGUCAUAACUCCUAGUGGAUUUUUAAAAGAAUGUUAUUGUUGUCGUGAAACGUUUCUGAGAGAAAGGAUCAUAACACUUACUCAUUGUUAUGAUCCAGAUGGCAUGAGAUUGACGAGUGAAAAAUUGGCUACUUUGGAAGUUAAACUUAAAGAACCAGCGGACUGCAAAUGUUUCAAAUGCGGAGAUUUUUCCGGCUAAAAUUAUGUUUAAAUACAUGUAAUAAUCAGCAACCUUUUCAUCGUACUA